Molecule: messenger RNA, 6396 nt
Organism: Danaus plexippus (monarch butterfly)
Lineage: Eukaryota; Metazoa; Arthropoda; Insecta; Lepidoptera; Nymphalidae
Gene: IntS1
Product: integrator complex subunit 1
Exons: 33
Coding region: 284-6223 (1979 amino acids)
Biological process (GO): U2 snRNA 3'-end processing
Cellular component (GO): integrator complex
Source: RefSeq, a predicted model, not a curated record
UAAAAUAAGAGAAUUACAACUUUUAAUUCUCUCAUAUAACAAUGGUUUCUGUAACAAAAUUAUCUAGCUGUAUAGGGACGGGUGCUGUCAAAGUCAAAUAACAAAUUUAUCAGUUCACAAAUCACAAUCACAAUUGACAUAUACAAAGCGAUUUCGACUGUACCAAUGUUGUUAUAUAUGAAAUUCUUUGGAAACAAUUUAAAUAAAGUAUUCUAAGUGAAAACCGAUGAAGUCACUUGAACUAGUACAUCGCCUUGGAAGAAUUGAGUAAUUCGUAUAAAUAAUGGAACGCGGUAAAAUGUCGUCGACCGGCCGCGGUGGAAAGAGUAAAGCACCUCAGCAUCCUCAGGAUAUAUUUGCCUUAGGCAGUAAAUCCACUGUAUCAGUAUCCAGGGACUCUGAAAAAAGAAAUAUACACAAACCGUCCACAAGUAGUGUUGGUGAAAGAAAGAGGGGAGAAUCCUCAGGUUUUGGAGGCCAACCUGCAAGUAAACGGGCCAGACUUGGUUCCCCUGCCGAAGCCGUCACUGGUACCUCAUUAGAAGUUGACCCUGUAGAUCUUGUGCCAAAUGUGUUACAAGCUCUUGAUACCCAUAACUCUGAUAAAUUGCUGGGACUUCUAACAGGAUCAAUACGUCUCUUAAAAUCUCAGAGGUCUAAACCAGACCCUAUAUUAUGUAUGAGUAUGCUCUACUUGACAAAGAUACGUCCAAACAUGUUUGCUCAUGAAACAGUAACACAAUCCCUGUGCACAUUGCUAAAAAGGGAACAAGGUGCAGCUUUCAAGAGCAAAGGGAAUCCUUUGGUGUUUGUACUGGCUUGUAAUAUGCUGUAUGCUGGUCAUAAGGAUAGUAAUAACUGGCCAGACACAUUCAUUAAGGUAUAUAUAGAAGAUGCUCUGAAUGAACGCUGGUGGGUGGAUUGCUCCUGGUGCAAAUGCUUGGUGGAGAAUAUCCUCACAGCCUUUGGCACUAAACAGCCUCCCGCACAUCUUAUACCAACAGAUAACAGUCUAGGUACAAUGUCACCUUCUGGUUCGGGAUCUCCUCUCAUGGGGACCAAUGAAGAAGACACUGACAAUACGGAUCUGGAAUAUUCUGUCUUCCCCAGGUACUCCAGCAGCUACGAGUCGGUGGAGGCCCUGGUACUGGAGGCCAUCAAGGAGCAGAUUCAGCGCCGAGCCGCGCCCGAUGCCAUCGGCAAGGGGUUCCUCAAAUUACUGUCAGCCACUUGUGGUUUUCCAGAGAUUAGAAUGAUAGCGGCGUCUCGGCUGGAAGCGUGGCUACACUCGGGCAAGUUGUGGCGCGCCGCCCAGGAACUCCUCGCUCAUGUUUGCGCCAACGCGGCCGCCUCCGGGCCCAGCGCCGCUCGCGACCACGAGGUCCUCGCUCAGUUGGCCCGCAUGCGCCUCAAGACAAAGCCGCUCCAGGCCGCUUACCAGGCCUGCCUGCGAGACAUGGUCGCCGACAGCCCAGCGCUGCUGCGCUCCGUCGUCACCCACACCAUCUACAACGAACUAUCGAACGUCCGGUCGCCCAAUAACAUGGCAGUGCUGGCGGCACUCAUCCACGCGCAACCCCACCUCGUGCCGGCCGCCAUGGCCGACACGUACCAGGAGCUUGUGGUCCGCACCGAGGACUUCCUACGGCCGCUCCGUGCGCUCACCCGCGAGUGCGUCCGCGCCACGCGAUCAGAUGCGGCCGCGCUGCUGCCGCUGGCGAGGGCGCUAGCGCACCCGCCUCCGCAAGAUCCGCCGCCCGAGAUCCGCGAGAGAGCCUUUCAGGCCCUCGCGGACCUGUUCUGCGUCUGUUGCCUGGUGACGGCGGCACAUAGUAAGCACUCGGCCGACUACCGCUCGCAGCUAUGCGCGCUACAACAGCAGGCUUUAGGCUGGCUGCUGGACACCGCCGUGCCCGUGUACCGCCCGCCGCACCACGACUUCCUGCUGGCUCUCAAUAAGAUAAUGUUCGUGGAGAGUGCGGAGACAUACAGCAAGGUGGACAACUGGCCACCGGAGAGCGAGCGUGCGGUCACCUACCGCCUGUGCUGCGAGGCGCCACUGCCGCAAAACACGCUGCUGAGACUAGUCUUCAUAGGGCUCUCCAAGGCAAGUGAGAUCCCCGUGUCUCCUACGGAAGUGUUCGAGCUGGUGGAGCAGGUGGUGCGGCGAGCGUGUGCUCUCCCCCCGGAAGACAAGCCGUUACAAGUUGACAAGCUGGAGGUGGCCGACUACAUCUUCCAACUGUGCCAGUUUCAUCCACCAGAUAACAUCACCCUCCCCACUGGGUACAGUCCUCCAGCGCUGGCCAUCACGUCCCUGUACUGGCGCGGCUGGAUGCUUCUGACGAUGUUGGCAGCUCACAACCCUCAGGGAUUCGCAGAGCGAGCAGCCGCCGCCUACCCCACGCUGAGGGCGCUCAUAGAGUGCUGCAUCACCAGCAAGCCGUCUAUCGAGUGGGCCAGUCAAGCGGCCGAGUCCGAGCGCGCGGAGGCGGAGCGCGCGGCCGUCCUUCAGCUGGAGACACACCUGGCAGCUGCUAGCAACGCCAAGCUGCCCGUCACCGAACAUUCCUCUAGACUUCUUGCACAGCUGACGACCUUGGAACCUCUCGGCCCAGCUCGUCGUCCUCCCGCCGGCGUGGUGGAGGCUUUACAGGCGUUGAGCACACAGCUACGUCUGGGACGACUGCUGUGUCGCCAGCCCGCGUUACUUUUGCAGCUGGUCGAGAGACACGGCACCAGGCGGGCCAUGCCUUGGUUGCACCAGCUGCUGAGACACGAUCGCCUGGAGCUCAGCGUACUUCCGGUGCAGUGCCUGUGCGAGUUCCUGUCGGCGGGCGGUGGAGGCGGCGAGACCGGGAAGGCCGGCGAGCUCUGCGCGCACCUCCGCCGCACCCUGCACAGCGAGGAGGGGGCGCGGGCCGUGCUGCACUACUACCUGCAGCGCCUGGCGCUCGCACACGCGCCCACCAGGGCGGCCGCCAGCAGGGGGUUGAAAUUGGUGCUGUCGCAGACGGACGACGCGGCGGACAUGGACUACAACGCGGAAGUCAGUCCCGAGUCGUGGCUGGAGCUGCUCCCGUCCCUGCGUCACUGGGAGGCGCUCCGCGGCGAGGCGCUCCGCCGUAUCCGCGCGGCGUGCCUGGCGGAGUGCUCCCCGCGCAGCCUGGCCGCCUACCUGUCCUUCCUGGCCGACCACCACCUCCACCACCAGCCGCUGGGCGACCUCGUGCUGGACUUGUCCCAGGUGUUGAUGGAGCGCACCACGGUGAUGGGGUACGUGUUGCCGGCCGUGGACAGCAAGGAGCCGCCCCGGGAGCCGCGCGCCCUGGCCCAGCACCGCGCCCUGCACGCUCUCGCCUCCGUGUUCUACACACACCUGCGACAGGUGCUGUCGUCCCCGGAGCCCGAGCCCGAGGAGGUGUCGUCGGAGGCGGCGGGCUGGAGCGGCGAGCGCGUCACGCUGCAGUGGGCCAACGGUCGCCGAGCCACCAUACACGUGGUGGUGGCGCACGCGCACCUCAAGCUGUUGUGUUACGGACCUUCCUGCUACGACACGAAUCAAGAGAUGUACUCGUGGCUGCAGUCGACGUGGGUGGGCACGGACGCGCCCGAGGCCUUCACGUCCGAGUCCCCGGACGAGGCCGUGCUGCUGCCGGACUGGCUGCGGCUCAGCCUGGUGCGGAGCGCCCGGCCCGCCCUCCUCGAGGCCGGCCUGCGAGGUCUGCCCGCACACAAGCUGGCGCUCUUCAUACAGACCUUCGGCAUGCCCGUCUCCUCUAUGAGUGCUCUCCUGAACGCCCUGGACGCGUGUUCUGCGGGCGCCGUGGUCCGCCUGGGUGUGGAGCGAGCGUACAUGUCUCAGCUGCUGAGAGUGCAGCGAGCGCGAGGGGCGCAAGGGGGACACGCCUUCGCAGCCGCCCUCCGUCUCAGCAGACCCGUCUACCCGCCCGAUGACACUUUGUUCGCUGAGGAGACUCUCCCUGAAGAGGAACACGACCCUUGGAGCAUGCCUCGCGAGCCCACCAGGCUGGACGCGGGAAUGGUGGGCGCUCUCAUCAACACCGCCUUCAACGGCGCCGGCACCUUUAAAGGGGAUCUGGAUACAGCAUUCACACAGCUUAAUGGGCUGAUAUCGGAAGAAUGUGCGAGUGGCGGUGCGUCCCCGGUGACCGGGGCGGCGGUCGCGGGGCUCCGCGGCGUGUCCGCGGCCGCCCUGCAGCUGCGAGCCGCCUACGCCGCGCCCUUGAUUCGCUCUCUGGCCUUCGCUAAACCGCCCGGGUUCGCCGAGUUGGCCAGUUCCCUCCUGUCGCAGUGUAAGUUGUCCCGGGGCCCUGUCCCAGACGCGCUCCGUGAGUCCGCUGGUCGCGCCGGCGCCGCGUCCCGCCCCGCCUACGCCGCGCUCGCACGCCGCGCCACCAAAGAACAGCUGGUCGAAGUAUUUGAAUCGGCCACCGCCAGCACGAUGGAACAGAUCGGAAACGAGAUCAUAGAGACCCAGGACACGCAGCUGGUGGUGGACACCAUCACCACCCUGCUGCAGCGAAACCAGGAGGGCCGCUAUGAAUUGCCCGUGAAGAUGGAAGUCGAGGAAGAGAAGUACGGUCAGUCGAAGUCGCUCGUGGGCGACGCUCUGCUGCUGUCGCGGCGGGGGCUGGGGUGCGGCCUGCUGCUGGAUUGGUUGGCGGAACUGCAGCGAGAGACGCUCGACUCACAGAUGCGGUUAAUGUUCGUACGCGGCGCCGGGGCUGGUGGCGGCGGCGCCUGGCGUCCCCUGCUGGUGACGCUCGUGGCUCACCGUGCGUCCUGGAGCACCCUGCACGCCUGCCUCGCCGCCUUGCUGUCCACCAGGAAUUGGUCGGCCCGCUCGGUGCUGGACUUCGCGGAGACGUUGAUCGGCAGCCCGAGGGUCUGGCAGGGGAGAGACCGCAGCACGCCCAAACACCACUCACCCGACGAUUCACUGAGGCUCACCAACAAACAGCUGGAAGUGUUGAUCCACUACAUGGGCGAGGAGGCGCGCGAGGCGGAGGCGGCGGAGGGCGGGGAGGCGGCGCGGCGCCGGGUGGAGGCUCGUCUGCCGCUGCUGCUGAGGUGCUGCUCCACCCCGCAGGCGCUGCUCGCCGCCGCCCUGGCCGCCUCCAACACACAUCCCUUGCUGCUGCUGCUGUUGUACAUGAAGGUCCCCAAGGUGUUACACCUGCUUCGCACCUGCGGAGACCGUCCCGCCGUGUUGGAGGUGUCUCCGGCGGCGGUGAGGGCGGCGGCCUGGCGCUCCACCAGCGCCACCGACAAGGUGUCCCACUGUCUGCUCACCGCCCUGGCCGCGCCGCAUCACCACUCAAAGGAGAACUCCCAGAAGCUGGUGCGUGUGGAGAGCGAGGUGCGGGCGGUGUGGUCGCGGGUGCAGGGCGCCGGCCAGCGCGGCCUGUCCCUGGCGGGGGCCCUGCUGAGAGGGGCGGCGCCGCACGGACAGAGACACGCUCACAGCCACCUGCUGGCCGCCAUCGAGAUGCUGCCGGAUGAGGAGCUGUUCGCGACACACGUCUGUGACGAGGUGCACGGUAUCCUGGAGUGUUUCCUGGGCACGGUGAAGCAGGGCAGUGGCGGAGGCAGCCUGGCUCACCGCGUGGCCGCCCUGCUGAGACGAUACCGCGCCGCCCGCCCCGCCCGUGCCGCCGCCCUGCUCCACACACACCGGGACAUCAUCGCCUCCAACCCCGCCCUGAGCGGCGCGUGCAGCGCCGAGGGUGCCGCGUCCUCGUCUCCGCCGCCGCGAGCGCUCCUCGCCUUGCAGCGCCGCACCGCCUCGCCUGACGAGCUCCAUUGGCUACUUCAGGAGGUGGAGGCGUGGGGCGUGCGUCGCGGCGGAUCGUGGGGAGGUUCAGGCGGGGCGGACGCUCUGUUGCGUGCGGCGGCUCCUCUGGCGGCCUCACCCCACGCUCCUCUACGCAACGCCGCACUGUCUCUGCUAGCCAAGCUCUUGCCCGCCGUUCCCGACACACACCCCGGUCUCCAAGCUGUUCUGGAGUGCCUGGACUCAAGCCAGCCGGAAAUAGCUCAGUCCGUGCUGGACAAACUCCCGGAGCUAGUGGUGGGUAUGCAGGAACACGCGUCAAGACUCCUGAUGCGCGUGUUCGAGAUGGGCAUGAAAUCUCGGCUGCCGGUGGAGCAGUGUAUCGCCAAGUGCGUGGCCACCAUCAACACCAACCGGGGCUGCUGAGAACAACCUCCACCCCUAGUCCUGUUCAGGAAUAGGUAUGGUGCCAAGUAAACAAAACCUAAGCAAAGACUUGUAAAGUUAACGUAGAAGUGAAUAUCUGUUACAUGUGUAUUUUAUGAAAAGAUUUUUUUUGUUUAGUAAAACAAACAACUGUUAAUAUAUUUUCAAUAUCA